Ananas comosus (pineapple) is the source of this 2366-nucleotide messenger RNA. RefSeq names its product putative disease resistance protein RGA3. Lineage: Eukaryota; Viridiplantae; Streptophyta; Magnoliopsida; Poales; Bromeliaceae. Gene Ontology annotation, molecular function: ADP binding. The transcript has a single exon. The annotation marks the transcript as partial. The record is from RefSeq and is a predicted model, not a curated record. Gene Ontology annotation, biological process: defense response to other organism.
UAAAUUUAAAUUUACUGGGGUGAUUUUUAAAAUAAGUUUUUUUUCAGGGGCUAAUUACAAAAAAAACUCUAUGAAUUAUAUAAAAACGUUUUGCAUCUCUGCACGUCACAGUUGACUUUUUGGCAUCUGCCAAUCUAUACGUUGUAGCUAUUUUUUAACCUCCAUUCAUAUCUCGCUCUAAAGAACUCUUGAAGUAUCAUCUUCGUAGUUCUCAUCAUCAUCUGAUCGGCGAAUCCAUGGCAGAAGCGGUGGCGAUCAUCGCGGGAUUCAAAUGGUUGGCUUCGCAAUCAUUCAUGAUCGACCUCCUCAGAAAGGGAUACUCCUACAUCGGCAUGGAUGUGGACGAAAAGCUGCAGGAUCUGCAAAAUAUCGUAAUCCCCCAAAUAGAGAUGCUGAUUGAGGCCGCAGAAAAUAGCCUGCAUAAAGACCGCCUCCAUGGUUGGCUGCGGAGCCUCGAGGAAGCAGUUUACGAAGCAGAGGACGUGCUGGACCUGCAUGACUAUUACCUUCUCGGAAAAAAAGUGAAGAGUGGUGCAGGAGGAAUCAAGGUACGUCUGGAAUCUCUUCCUCCAAUCAAAUACUUAUCAAAAAAAUUUAGUACAAAGCUGAAAAACAGCUUAGUUAAGCUGGAGAAGACUGCUGCGAAAGCCAAGGAAUUUCAGCCAUUCUUGUCCGGAGGGAGCAGUAAUGUAAGAGGAUCUGAAACUGUCAAUGAAUCAGGUCGGAGGGUCACCACCUCGCUGCUCACUCACAAAGUGUUCGGCCGAGACAAGCAGCGUGAUCAUAUCGUUAAGCUUCUGCAUGAGACGGCGGGGCUUGAACCUGAGUCUAGCUUUGUUGGAAACUAUUCUGUUGUAGCCAUCGUUGGUCUAGGAGGAGCUGGGAAGACGACUCUUGCACAGUAUGUUUGCGAUUAUGAAAGAGAAGCAGAAGGCAAGCAUUUCGAUGUCACCAUGUGGGUUCAUGUGUCCCAGAUAUUCGAUGUUAAAGAGUUGACAAGAGAGAUGGUGGAAUCAGCAUCCGGAGGGGAAUGCCCUCGCCUUGAUAAUCUCGACACCCUUCAAGGAAAAUUGGAAGGUUUCCUAAGAUCAAAGAAGUUUUUACUCGUAUUGGACGAUGUAUGGAGCAAGAAAGAGGCGGCCGAGCUGCAGUGGGAGCAAUUGCUCGCUCCUUUACGAGUGGGCAAUAGAGGAAGUAAGAUCUUAAUGACGACCCGUGAGAAGGGCGUAGCAGAUAGUUUAGACGCUAGAGACAUUUUAGACCUAAAAGAACUAGAAAAAAAUGACUUCUUGUACUUGUUCAUGUACUAUGCCUUUGGCGAUGCCAAAAUUGAUGAUAACGGCCUAUACAAGAAAUUAGAAGAGAUCGUGAGCCAGAACGAACCGAAACUGCACGGCUCUCCCUUAGCUGCGAGAAUGGUUGGUAGUCGGCUACGCAAAAGGAUGGAUGCGGACUUUUGGAAGAGGAUUUUAAGUGGAGACCUAUUGAAAGACACUAUGAAGUCUCUGUUGUGGAGUUAUCAAAACCUAGAAGCACAUUUGCAGAGGUGCUUCUCAUAUUGCAGUCUAUUUUCUAAGGGUCAGAAAAUCCGGCGCAAGAAGCUAAUUCACCUGUGGGUUGCUGAGGGCUUCAUCAAGACAGUGGAUGAGAGCGAGAGAAUUGAGGAUAUAGGCCAAGAUUACUUUGAUGAAUUGCUAUCCAGCUCUUUCUUUCAACCGACAGAAGACGAUGAUCUCUUCACUAUUCAUGAUCUAUUGCAUGAUCUAGCAGAGAUGGUUUCUAAAGAUCGAUUUCUUAGAGUUGAAGGAAAUUUGACAGAGGCAGUAGUACCUCAAGAGAUUCGUCAUCUUUCCCUCCGCGUCGAUACACUGAGUGAUCUUGUUGAGAAGAUAUGUAAUUUAAAAAAUCUCCGCACAUUGAUAUUUCUUACGACGACUGAUGAUUAUUAUUUCAUUGAUGAUCUUCUUCACAACAUAUUUGUCAAACUGAAAAAACUAAGGGUGGUGGAUAUUGGUGAAUUAGAAUUAAGAAAACUACCAGAAUCAAUUGGAGGCUUGAAGCAUCUGCGCUACCUUGAUCUUCAUAAGUCAUCAUUUAAAAUUUUGCCAAAAUUAAUUUAUACACUCUACCAUUUAGAAUUUCUGCAUAUAGAUAGAUGUGAAUUAGUGGCAAAAGGACUAGCCAACUGGAUUAAUUUGCACCAUUUAUAUUUCUCUCAAAUGAAUUUGAAUGUAGCCAGGCUUGGCUGCUUGAAACAACUGGGGAACCUAAGAAAUUUUCAGGGGUACUCGAUACAUAUUAAUGGUCUUGAGAAUGUUAAAGAAAAGGGGGAGGCCCCUGUGGAGAUAAAAGGUAUUGAGAAACUU